AUGGAGUGGUGGAUAAACCUCGAGUUAAGUAACGUUGAAAAAAGUGAAGCGAAAAAGGAUUUUUAUCAGAAAUACGGAUUUCCAGGCGCAAUUUUAUGUGUAGACGGGACACAUAUUAAAAUCGUUGCUCCAACUAAAGAUAAGUUUCUCUAUUAUAACCGCAAAGGAUACUUUAGUAUCAAUGCCAUGAUUAUAUGUGACAAUAAAAUGAAAAUACGCUAUGUGAAUGCUCAGUUUCCUGGCAGCAAUCACGACUCCCACAUAUGGAAUGUCAGCAAUGCUCGUUAUUUUCAUGAGAAAAAGUACCUCGAUGGUGAACGAAACAGUUGGCUUUUGGGAGAUGCUGGAUAUGCCUUAGAACCAUGGUUAAUGACACCAUUCCGUACCCCUCCCUCAGGAAGCCCAGAAGAGAAAUAUAAUAAAAUACAUGCAAAAGCGAGAAAUAUCGUUGAAAGAACAAUAGGAGUUUUUAAAAAUCGAUUUAGAUGCCUUCUGGGUGCUCGUGAGCUUCACUACGAGCCAUGGAAGGCACCUCAAAUCGUUAAUGUUGCGGCAGUGUUACACAACGUUUGCAUUCACUAUCGCGUGAAUGAUGAAAGUUUAGAAAAUAAUUCGGAACCAAAUAUUUUCACAGAAAGUAAUGAAAUUCUUUCAUCAACUUAUAAUGAUGCAGCUUCACAAAUCAGAGAAGCUAUAUGUGCAACACUUACCCGAGUAUAAUAUCCUAAAUAAAUAUUAACACAAAAUAUUUAUAGUUUCAACUAAGUAGGUAUUUAUUUAAUUAAUUUAAUUA
Bactrocera neohumeralis is the source of this 793-nucleotide messenger RNA. Its product is annotated as putative nuclease HARBI1. NCBI's taxonomy places the organism in Eukaryota, Metazoa, Arthropoda, Insecta, Diptera, Tephritidae. The coding region runs from base 1 to 720 and encodes 239 amino acids. The transcript has 4 exons. The record is from RefSeq and is a predicted model, not a curated record.